This is a messenger RNA of Fragaria vesca subsp. vesca, 471 nucleotides long. RefSeq names its product putative invertase inhibitor-like. The record is from RefSeq and is a predicted model, not a curated record. The transcript has a single exon. Bases 1 to 471 code for a protein of 156 amino acids. NCBI's taxonomy places the organism in Eukaryota, Viridiplantae, Streptophyta, Magnoliopsida, Rosales, Rosaceae. Gene Ontology annotation, molecular function: enzyme inhibitor activity.
AUGGGCGAUGAUCUCGUCCAACAAGCUUGCAAGAAAGCCGCAGACGGUGACAAAGCCUUGAACUACAACUUCUGUGUCUCAACCCUCGAGGCCAGCCCGGGAAGCAAGGGUGCAGAUCUUGCAGGACUAGUCGGAAUCGCACUUGACCUAACCACAAAGAAGGCCACGAGCAUCAAGUCCACCAUAACAAAGCUUCAGAGCGAUCCAAAAGUUGACAAGUCUGCGCUACAAGACUGCGCAGAACUUUUUUCGGAUGCCCUUGAUAGUCUGGGACAAGCGACCAGUGCAUUCAAGUCCAAAGAUUAUGGCUCAGCUCUUACACAGCUCAGCGCCUCCUUGGAUGCACCUGAUACUUGUGAAACUGGGUUCAAAGAGAAGAAAGCAGUGUCACCUUUGAGCAAAGACGACGCUGACUGCACUCAGUUGAACAUCAUAUGUCUUGCUUUUAUCAACCAGUUGCGCGGGGCAUAG